AUGGAUUCUAAAGUUUAUGAUGAAGAAUAAAUAGGUGAAAUUUAAGAAAUUAAUGAUUAAAAGCCAAAGUUAACAAUUUGGAAACUUAUAUUAUUAGAAUCUUUAAUGAUAUCUCCAGUAAUCUGGGUUAUUUUUUUCUUAUGGAUUUUAAAAAUGCCUCUAAGUUGUUAAUUAGCAUUUUAGUUAAUAACUUUAUUAACGAUCCCAUUAAUUAGUAUAAAAAUGUAGAAGUAGCAUAUUUCCAAACUAAUAAAAACUGAUUUUUAUGUAAGUGAAAUGAUUUACGGUUUAAUAUUUUUAAUUGGUUCUUUUUUGACUACUGUAAUCUUAGGGUAUUUUAUGUUUAAAUAUUAUGAUAUUUUGGAUUAUGAAGCAAUAAAAACAUUACAAGGAAGCAAAUUAACUUUAAUUUUGGCAUUAAUAUUAUUAGCCAUAAGCAAUCCCUUUUUAGAAGAAUUUUUUUGGAGAGUUUAUUUACCAGAAUAAUAUCUAAGACAUGAGGAGAUUAAUUAUAACGAAUAACUUAAAUGGUAUUUAGCAUUACAUUAUGCAUGUUAUCAUUUUUUUGUUAUUUAUUUUUUUACAAAGUAAUUUUUUUAUAGUUAUUGGUAUUUAUAGAUUAAUAAUUGUGUCAUUAAUUGGAUUCAUAAUAAUAACAAUUGGAGGAAGAAUCUUUUUUAUAACAAGGGAUAAACUUGGACUUUUAACAACAGCACUAUUUCAUAUGGGAGUCGAUUUAGGGAUUGUUGCAUUAGCUAUAUAUAAGAUUCCAUUAAAUGGUGAAUGAGAUAUUUUGUAUGUUUAAUGAAUAAAGAGAAG
Messenger RNA from Paramecium sonneborni, 819 nucleotides. NCBI's taxonomy places the organism in Eukaryota, Ciliophora, Oligohymenophorea, Peniculida, Parameciidae. The record is from the annotation of a GenBank genome assembly.